Molecule: messenger RNA, 477 nt
Organism: Aureobasidium musti
Lineage: Eukaryota; Fungi; Ascomycota; Dothideomycetes; Dothideales; Saccotheciaceae
Source: the annotation of a GenBank genome assembly
AUGGUUUGUUACUGUCUACGAGUAUGGUGCACUCGUCACGAAGCCACGGACAGCGAGUCAAGUGGCGAUGGCAGCAACAAUGACGAUACCGAAAGCGACAGCGAUGAGGUAAACAGUGUGUACAAUGCUAACGCCAACACUGAUGAGGUAAACAGUGUGUACAAUGCUAACACCAACACUGAUACCGACGACGACGACGACGACGACGACGACGACGACGACGACGACGACGACAAUUCCGACACAGAUCCACAACACGAUCAAGGCAGACGGCAAGCACAAGAUCACAUGCACGAUGCUCGGAGGCUCUUCCCAUGGAACGACCAACUCGAAAGAGCAUUAGAGGAGGUGUGGAGAUUGAUCGUUCUCGAGGGAGACACAUCAUCCGUAGAAGACGAUCAAAUCCCAGCGAUGGUAGAGCUCAGUCGGGUGUUGUUGUUCAAAAGGUGUGGAACGACCGCUUCGACAGCGCUCUAA